Seminavis robusta is the source of this 525-nucleotide messenger RNA. The record is from the annotation of a GenBank genome assembly. Lineage: Eukaryota; Bacillariophyta; Bacillariophyceae; Naviculales; Naviculaceae.
AUGUCAUUAUCGUUAUCAUCAUCAGCAUCAUCGUCAGCAGCAGCAGCUUCAGCCUUAGAGGCUGAAGCGAGUCGCAUGGCUGGACUGUACUAUAGUGACUGGUGCACAGGCAAAUCCCAGUACAGUCGACAUGAUCUAGAGGCGCAAAUCAGUCAAGCUUUGGCAGAUGACUGUUAUGUCAUCGUGCCAUGGGGGGAUAUGAUAUCCAAGCAAGACCUUAUGGGUGUGCUCAAGUUUGCCUAUGGCCGUUCCAAGAAAGGCAUGAAAGUCACGGUGGAUGAAUUCCAGAUCCUGAGUCAAUUUGAAUCAUCGAAGGAUGAUACCACUUUGACACUAGUGACAUUCCAAGAAACACAGACAGAACCCAAAAAGUCAGAUGUUAUCCGUCGAACCACAGCUUUGAUGGAAACCCUUAGAGAUGGAUCCAUUCGAUGGAGACAUAUUCAUGCAACUUGGAUGGUGCCACCAGAGGAAGAAAGUGCCUUUGUAAGAAGGAGGGAAGACUCAGUUACAGCAACUUGUUGA